Molecule: messenger RNA, 3795 nt
Organism: Vidua chalybeata
Lineage: Eukaryota; Metazoa; Chordata; Aves; Passeriformes; Viduidae
Gene: P2RY2
Product: purinergic receptor P2Y2
Exons: 2
Coding region: 143-1219 (358 amino acids)
Biological process (GO): phospholipase C-activating G protein-coupled receptor signaling pathway; blood vessel diameter maintenance; positive regulation of mucus secretion
Cellular component (GO): plasma membrane
Molecular function (GO): G protein-coupled purinergic nucleotide receptor activity; G protein-coupled UTP receptor activity; A1 adenosine receptor binding
Source: RefSeq, a predicted model, not a curated record
GGCACCGGCACCGGGAGCGGCACCGGGGCGGGGGAAGGAAGGACCAAAGCCGGGCAUGGCACGGCCUCCGCCGCCCUCCUGAGCGGGGUGAUCGGCGCUGAACCCCCGGCACGGAGCCCCCGGGCUCGGCAUCGCCCGGGUGAUGGAGAACCUCACAACUCCUCCAGCCUGGACCAGGGUCAUCAACAGCUCCUUGGACCCAGGUGGCACAGAUGACAACCCCUACAAGUGCGUGUUUGACGAGGACUUCAAAUACGUCCUGCUGCCCGUCUCCUACGGCAUCGUGUGCGUGGUGGGGCUCUUUCUCAACCUGCUGGCCCUCUACUCCUUCAUCUUCAGGAUCAAGACCUGGAACGCCUCCACCACCUACAUGUUCAACCUGGCCAUAAGCGACACGCUCUACGUGGUGUCCCUGCCCCUGCUGGUGUACUACUACGCCAUGGGGGACAACUGGCCCUUCAGCGUGGGGCUGUGCAAGAUCGUGCGCUUCCUGUUCUACACCAACCUCUACUGCAGCAUCCUCUUCCUGCUCUGCAUCAGCGUCCAUCGCUUCCUGGGCAUCUGCUUCCCGCUGAAGUCGCUGCAGUGGGGCCACGUGCGCCACGCGCGCAGGGUGUCGCUGCUGGUGUGGCUGGUGACCGUGGUGUGCCAGUCCCCCGUGCUCUUCUUCGUCACCACCAGCGUCAAGGGCGACGCCAUCACCUGCCACGACACGUCCAGCAAGGACCUCUUCGGCCAGUUUGUCAUUUACAGCUCGGUCAUGCUGGUGCUGCUCUUCUGCAUCCCUUUCCUCAUCAUCAUCGUCUGCUACUGCCUGAUGGCCCGGCGGCUGCUCCAGCCCACCCGGGGCAUUUCCCGCCUCUCCCGCUCCAAAAAGAAGUCGGUGAAGAUGAUCAUCAUCGUCCUGGUGGUCUUCAUUGUUUGUUUUCUUCCUUUCCAUGUCACUCGUACCUUGUACUACUCCUUCCGGAGCUGGGACCUGAGCUGCCAGACCCUCAAUGCCAUCAAUUUGGCCUACAAGGUGACUCGUCCCCUCGCCAGCACCAACAGCUGCUUGGAUCCCAUUUUGUAUUUCUUAGCAGGGCAGCGAUUCAUGAAGUUUGCGGGCAGCAAAGUGCCGUGGAAGCCUCAGAAUGAGGUGGCGCUGGGCAUCGUGCCCAACAGUCACCUGGGAACCAGCAGCGACACGGACACGCUCUCCAAGGAUCUGAAAUCCUAGCUCUGCUCCGCAGCAGAAGGGUUUAUCCUGGGUGUGAAGCGGGGACAGGCUGCUCUGGGGCCCGAGGCUUUGGGUGUUUGGGGUGCCCGGGCCUGCACCCGCUCCAGCGUGGUCUGUGUCGAACGCGCUCCUCUGCUUGUUUUGCUGUAUCUUUUUCAGGAAGAUGCAGCUGUGGUUGCACGCUGAUCUCUGGCUCUGCAUCCCAGCCUGCCCCUCUGAUCAACGCUGAGGUGACCAAAUCCGGGGGGAAAAAAAUCGUGCCCUGAGUGCCUUGAGUCACUUUCCAAAGCGAGAACGCCGUGUGCAAAAGGUGCCCCUGAAGAAUUCCGUCUGCAGAUUGCCUGGCACAGGGAGAGCCGGAGUUCCUCUGUGCCUUGGCAAGGCAGGAAGGGCUUUGGGUGGAUGAGGAGAGUCAGCUGCAGUUCUGCUGAGCAGCUUGAUGCAAAUGUCAAGGACAAGUAUCACCCACAGCGGGAAAGGGUCUCCCACAGCUUUGCAUCCCUGCAGAAAUGCUCUCCCAGCUUCAAGCUGGCAGAGCAGGGAUGGGAUUCCCAGCUCCUGUACAAGGGCUGCCUUCCCAUUAACCUGAUGGACAUUCCAUCCCACUGGAGUGCACUGCUAGCAGCCCACUGGAGUUUACUGGUACCAUCGAGCAGGUCCCCUGUAGGUUUCUCCAGUGGGGCCAACAUCUUCCAAAAAACCCAUUAGUGCUUCCCAACAGCAGCAGUCACCCUUUAAAAAGCUUUUAGGAACCUGCAGCUUCCAGCUGCUGGCUUUAAUAAUCAUCUCCAGCUCAUUAAAAUUUAAGGUGAGCUCUUCAUGUCUUUUUUUUUUUAACCCCCUUCCUGGUGACUCAUGUUUCCAGGCCAGCAGCAAAGACCAGUGUUCAUCCCCUUGGCUGAGUGCUGCCACGUCCCCAUUGCUGUCCCUCAGAGGUGACAAAAUUUGCCAGCGCUAAACCCCGAGUUGAGGAGCUGCAAGUGACGCUGAGCUUCGCCCCAUUCUGCCUGGAUUUGUAAAAAAUGUCCACAAAGCAUUUCACUAGAAGGAGCUCCUGGUGUUUUUCCCUGUAAUUGUUGGGUUGGAGAGCCCAGAGCCCAGGUCCGUGGUUUCCCUGCCAGGAGGAUGCUGAUUCCUCCCCUAAAAAAUGAAAAUUGCUUGAGCUGCAGCACUGGACGAGUCACAUUUUGUAAAAGCUGUUUCAGGACUAGGCAAACACAUUUGAUGUUGGCUUAGGCCAAGACCUCGGACCACUCCUUAGUUUCUCCCAUCCUUCCUUCUUGUGAAGUUUGGUGGAGACAAAGCCAUGCCGUGAUGUCACCUGUGUGUUCAGUCACGGGUGACUGCGACCAUUCAGGGCUAACUGGGAGGUUCCUGUGGUCCCACCCCCAAUGGGGGGCUCUUGUCCCAACCAACAGUGUCACAACCACAGGAGGCAAAGGCACAUCUGUAGGGUGGUUCAUGCCACCCUCGAGCGUGUUUGGGAUAGGAUUGGGUUAAGAACAGACUGCACCGUGGCAGAACCCUUUAUCCCUUUGUUCUUGUGAAGGGAGGGUCAUGUGCUUGAUGGUGAGGGUCAUGGCACAGUCACUGGGGCGAGACAAAUAACUGGGAAAAAUGAAUUCAGCCAGGGCACUGAGCUGGUACAAACAUCACUCCAGGCCUUGCCUGCUCUCCCACACUUGCCAAAAAAGCAGCGUGGACACGUUACGUGCUCUGAAUAAUUCAACAAAAACAUACCCAAAGUUUCCUCCUCUGGUCCUGCUUGGAAAUCCCACCUCCCCCUGAGCUGGCCUCGAGCCACCUCCCUGGGCAGCACUGCCAGUGCCAUCAGGGGUGUCCCUCUGUGAUCCUCAUCCCCAGGUGAUCCCACUGGCCAGAUGCAGAGCGGUUGGAGAGGCAGCAGCUGGAAAUCUAGCUCUAGACUUUUGUUUUUGUUUUUGUUUGUAAAAGCACUAACUUAUACUGGAGAGAAAAAAAAAAAAAAGGUGAGUUUUAUGACAGUGACUGUACAUUUUUAUUUUUGUAACAUGCGAACACCUCGGGUUUCCGAUAGUAAAUGAGUUUAUUUCUACUACAAGCACUUCUCUGCUGUCUCUUCUGGUCUGUAAAAAGAUGGGUAUUGGGGGUUGAAUUUCCAUGUUGAAUGCCAUGGAAAUAUUUUAAGCUCAAGGUACAGCUGUCCACUCCUCUGUGAACCUUGAUCUCCAUCUAAUUCAAUGAAUUCAAUCUCCACUCUUGAUUCAAGAUUUUCAUGGAGCUGGUGCCACCAGUUCUGGCAAAACCCAGGUGCAGAGACAGCUCUGUGGUCAUGGCAGGGCUUCACAGUGGACAAAGCCUCUUGGAGUGUGGCAAAUUCAAUAGCCAACCUUUUUGGUUGUGCCUCCAUGGUCUUGGUACAUUCUCUUAGGCUGCUCUUGUUGAAGACUAGAAUGAAUUGUUGGAUUAAGUAACUAAUUAACAAAUCUCAAAAUAAUUAGUCUCCCAUCCCAUAGAACUUAUUUUGUGUUUCUCAUUCUCUCAGCCACUCAGAAGCCACCAAACCAAGAUGUUGGAAACCUCUGGUUCUCAGAGGC